AUGAAAAGGACUUACCCUGAUCAAGCUGAAAUGAUACUGGAAGAGUCACUCAAGAUGGAAAAGACCAACCUUGAUGGUGGUCGAGAGUUUCCUCAGGCAUUCUCUUCUGCCACAACCACUGGUGAGAAGAGGAAGAGGGAAGGAUUGGUGAGAAAAGAAGGAGAAACAAGAAACAGCGGCGAGACUGAAGAAGUUAUUUUUGUUGGUGACACUAAAGCUUUAAAAGAGUUUGGCUUUUAUGGAGGAGAGCAGUCUCUGAGGUCUGUGUUUAGCAAGCGACAGGCUUUCGAUGUGCAAGGCAACAGUAAUCUUAAAGGGUCUUUGGAAAAGGAAGAAACUGGAGAAGAACCAGAAAGAGCAAAACAUUAUUCAAAUUUUAAUGACUUUAAUAAGCUGAGGGAAGAAAGCAGUUUUGCAGUUGGUCAGACAUGGGCUCUUUAUGAUACUGAUGGGAUGCCAAGAUUGUAUGCUCGGAUCAGAGAAGUUUUAGUUCCCGGUUUCGGUCUUAGUGUCACAUGGCUUGAGCCUGAUCCAGACGAGAAAGAAAUGAAGAGGUGCCAAAAAGAAUUACCUAUUUCUCUUGGUAAGUUUAGGCUUGGGAAAAACGAGAAUAUAGAAGAUCAGAGAAGGUUUUCUCAUGUGGUUCAUUGCAAUGAAGGAAGUAACACAGGUAAAUUCAGCGUAUACCCAAGAAAAGGAGAGACAUGGGCAGUCUUCAAAGGUCGCUACAAGUCUCUCUGUACGAACUGGGACAUUGACUGGUCAGCUGAUCCUGAGUCUCACAAUAAAUAUCAGUAUCUAUUUGUCGAAAUCUUGUCAGACCAUGAUCACGGAUCUUCACCUGUUGGAUUCUUGCAUAAAGCAAAAGGUUAUUUAAGUGUGUUUUGUCGCUUUACUGAGGAAACUGAGUCAUGUUACGUUCAUCAUAAUGGUAAUUAUGAAAAUCAAUUCUCCCACCGUGUUCCAUCAUUCAAGAUAACGGGAAAUGAAGCGGAAGGUGUGCCAAGAAUUGCUUAUGAGUUUGAUCCCGCAGCAUUACCAGAAAAUAUCAAAGAGAUUGAUGUCCCUCUACAUCUACUAGCAGAGCCUACAGUGCCAAAUUCUGAGAAUUCGCAAUGUGUUUACUUCGCUAGCAAAGGAAUAACUUUUGAAACUGGCCAGAUCUGGUCAUUUUGCAGUGGUGACGAUUACUUGCCCCGGUACUAUGGCAAGAUUCAGAAAAUCACAUUUGUUCAGGCGUUUGCGCAGGAUCCGGUGGUGAAAUUGCAUGUAGGUCGGCUAAAGGCUACACCUAUCAAAGGUGUCAUCCAAUGGAUUGACAAGAAAAUGCCCACUGGCUGUGGGAAUUUCCGGGCAAGAAAAGUUCUCGAAAUAUUCACUGAUCUUGAUGUGUUUUCGCGUCAGAUAAGCCUAGAUUCCUCUGGAGAUGGAAAUGAUUACAGCAUCAUGCCCAAGACUGGUGAUGUCUGGGCAAUCUACAGAAACUGGAGUAAUGAGAUUCAAGUCAUUGGUUUGCAAUCCCAAACUUAUGAUCUUGUGGAAGUUCUUGAUGAUAAGUCAGACUACAAAGUUUUGCUGUUGGCCCCUGAUGGUGGCUUUAAGUUUGCCAGUUCUGCAGGUUUUGGUUUGGUGUAUACGGCUGCAAUUGAGCAUUGGAUUGAUGGCGCCGAUGUGAGAUUCACAAUCCCGAAAUCUGAACUGCUUAGAUUCUCGCACCAGGUUCCUACUUGUAGAGUAACCAAAGAGAUACAUGGAGCUAUGCAAGAAGUCUAUGAGCCUAGCAUUGAGGCAUUGCCUGUUAACUUGAUUCUAUGA
Molecule: messenger RNA, 1815 nt
Organism: Arabis nemorensis
Lineage: Eukaryota; Viridiplantae; Streptophyta; Magnoliopsida; Brassicales; Brassicaceae
Source: the annotation of a GenBank genome assembly